AUGACGUUGAAACAUCUUGUCGAGACACAAAUGAAAGAGUUGAAACAAAUGAUAGACAAGAGAAAAGAGGAACUCUUUCAGCAAAUUGAUCUGGAAUGUCAUGAAAGUACUCAAUUAAUGAGAUCCAUGUUGAAUCAAGGAAAUGAAACGAAAGAAUUAGUGAAAGAGUUCAGUAAUAUUUCACAAAUGAAUGGCUAUCAAUUACUUGAAAAGAAAGUGAAUCUUCUCAAGACGGCGAUUAAUAAUUAUGAAACUAUGGUAAAUCAAGUCAAGAAUAUUGAUAUUAAAUCACUUCAUAAUAUCUUCGUGGAGAACAUUGAAAAGGAGGAUGCAUUUGUAAAAGUGAAAAAUGAUUUAUCAACAUUGGGAAAUGUGAAAAAGAGUGUUGUCACAGAUUCGUCAUGGAAAUUUGAAUAUUCCAAGACAGAAAUUCUUGAUUUUCCGAAUCAUGUUAAUGGAUGGAAAUUGUACCGAAUUACCCAUUCGAAUUUCAACUUUCGAAACUUUUCGUACAAGCUGAAAAUACAUAGUUUUGAAAAGACAAACAACAGUUGGGGUUUAGUAAUUGGAAUAGUGAAUAUAAAUCAAAACGGAUGGAUUAGUUAUGGAUUGGUUUUUCUGGAUGGAGGUGUUACAAAUAGUGGUGACUAUAAACCUUUCUCAGAUCCAUUAAGAAAAGGCGAUAUUGUGGAAGUAAUUUAUUCCAAACGUUCACUCUACUUUAAUGUGAAUGGAAAAGGAGCUAAACUUGCAUUUAAAGAAAUACUAGAUGUAGAUUAUCAACCUGCUGUUUCUAUUGCAGCAGAAAAGGAUAUUCGUUUGGAACUCAUCACACAAUAA
Messenger RNA from Naegleria fowleri, 840 nucleotides. RefSeq lists its product as uncharacterized. The coding region runs from base 1 to 840 and encodes 279 amino acids. The record is from RefSeq and is a predicted model, not a curated record. NCBI's taxonomy places the organism in Eukaryota, Heterolobosea, Eutetramitea, Acrasida, Naegleriidae. The transcript has a single exon.